AUGUUCCAUGAUUCUCUGACCGACCCAACAAGGUUUCCGCCACGAUGUUGCACCCUCAUUCAGCUUUACACCGUACUACCCUGGUUCCACCCCGAAGGAACCAACACAUUCAGACUCAAGUUCGAAGAAUGGCUGGCGAUUGAUAAGCUGUACUGUCCUUCGCCAGCCUGCUCUGCGUUCAUCUCUGAAAAGUACAAGGUCCCGUCAAACGAGCCCAUCGUAGAACCUGCGCCAUCGAAGCAACAGGUGAUGAAAGCUAUCUUCCACAAACUCGACACGAGCGCAGAGGCUAGAUUCUUUCGAACUGAUGUUCAUACCAUUGAACUGCCGGGCUAUACCAAACGCGUGCCGAAACCCAUACACCUACAGCGAAUACAGCAGAAGAUCGACGACCAUGAGUACACAUCCUCGGCGGAAAUGUCCCAGGACGUAUUGCUGCUACAUGCCAAUACCAAACGCUACAACGGCCACCAACAUCCAGUGUCGCUAGCAGCGGACAAACUCUUGUCGAAGUACCUUGAGGUCCUCUCUUCCACCGCCGACCAGCUGAGUGCAGUACGUCGGACUGUACAGCACGAUAUCUUCGCAUGUCCUACCUGCCAUAUCGCAAUCUGCACGUCUUGCAAGCACAUCGAACAUCGUGACAAAGGAGCUUGCGACACAUCGACCAAUGACGAAGAAGUCGCCAUGCUCCAGCAAUUUGGCUACAAGAAGUGCCCGAGGUGUAAGCAUGGAGUCCGCCGUAUGUACGGUUGCAGCCACAUGCAGUGCACUUGCGGCGCACACUGGUGCUGGUGGUGUCUGCGCAGCAUUGAUGAGUGUCAGGGCGAUUGCGCUGGCCCCGCUGAUGACGAGAUCGAUGACGAAGAUGAUGAAGACAGUGAAGAGGGGGAAAGCGAUUCGGACGAUGGCGUUGUUAGCAACAACGGCGACACUCCCAUGCUUGAUGCAGGGCCUCCUGCGCCGAUAAAUGACCCGACGCGAGUUCUGGCCUCUCCUAUCAUCCAAGCUGUCAAUCUGGACGCUGGAGGAUCUCGUCGCUGGGCCGGAGGUGGAUACGAUUUUGGCGAUGAGCCAGAAGACCCAUCAGUCCAAGUGUGGUCGUGCGAGCACUCCUGGAUCGAGUUCAGAACUCCCACCGAUCGUUUCGACCAUGGCGACCUGAACUAUUUGGAGUGUAAUCGCUGCUUUGAGUCACUGCAGCCAGCGCCACCGUUGAUGCCCACCCCUUCGCGGCCAGGAACGAAGGAUCGACCCAGUAAACAGCCAGAUAUCGGGAAGGAGGCAUGGGACUGCAUGCGCUGCCGACUGAUUGUGUGCACGGGUUGCAGAGACAAGUACAAAUCCAGCGCACGAGCGGCAUAG
Fulvia fulva is the source of this 1365-nucleotide messenger RNA. RefSeq lists its product as uncharacterized. NCBI's taxonomy places the organism in Eukaryota, Fungi, Ascomycota, Dothideomycetes, Mycosphaerellales, Mycosphaerellaceae. Gene Ontology annotation, cellular component: cytoplasm; ubiquitin ligase complex. Gene Ontology annotation, molecular function: ubiquitin protein ligase activity; ubiquitin conjugating enzyme binding. The coding region runs from base 1 to 1365 and encodes 454 amino acids. The record is from RefSeq and is a predicted model, not a curated record. The transcript is spliced from 6 exons. Gene Ontology annotation, biological process: protein polyubiquitination; ubiquitin-dependent protein catabolic process; positive regulation of proteasomal ubiquitin-dependent protein catabolic process.